CCAUGUUGGUGAACUGAAAAAGCAUAAUUACAUUGCAGAAUGCUGCUACUGGUUUUGUGCACCUUGCUGCUGUUUGGAGUGGUGUUCCCGGACACAACAAUCACCAUCCACAACGAGUGGCUCUCUCAGGGUGGACGGGUCCAUUAUGAAGUUGAAAGAUGGAACAAACACAAUGGGUUCACCCACUCGAACCUAAUUCAAAAGUGUAAAUCUAUCGGAACGGCUGCCGGGCGUUGGAUUCACGUAGACCUGAGCAAUAAUCUGUUUGCAAAUUGGCAUCAAAGCCCUAGUCACCAUGGCUACCCAGACCCCGCCUAUCUCCAGGACCAUUCACUCCAGUCGAGGACAUGGGCGUCGUAUAUGAUACAACUUAAUAGCUACGGGAAUGUCAUUGACAACAUGGUCUGGGAAUUGAAAGAUCUGACGUGGCCCGACUGGAUGGAUAAGUCUCAUCAUCAAGGUACAUUCCCAAACAACCUUGAUGCUGCAUCCGAGUUUGUGUCGCUGAUGGUCCAGAGUGCCAAGGACUACACAGGCGGACGCAUUCCCCACAUAUUUGAAGUAAUCAAUGAACCUGAUUGGGUGGAGAAGAUUAUUGACCCACAAACGAAUAUAGACUUCCACAAAGUCGUCGCCCAAAAGCUCAAAUCAAGAUUUGGAAUGAAAGUUGCCGGACCUACGUACACCAGUAUGGCCUUAAGAAAAUCUGACGAAAAUGACUUCAGCAACUGGAAAAGAACUGCAAAGUUUAUGGACAUGUCUCUUGAUCACUUGGACUUUUUCUCUUUCCAUGCCUACAACUACCUGCGUGUAUCGGGUGGAAGUCACACCGUCUUUGGCAUCAACGAAGCUCGCCUGGUUGCAUCAAUUGACAUGGUGGAGAAUUACUCUCAUCUCAAGAAAGGAAAAAAUGUACCAUUAAUUAUCAGUGAAUUUGGAAGAGGCAACGUGUUUGGAGUUUCCUCCAAUUUUACAAAUGGAAUGACAGACUUUGAAACCAUUUAUCAACCAAACGGCUUCAUGUUUACUUUCCUUAACUUGAGAGAGUUUAUUGAAAGAGCCAUAGUGUUUCUCCUCUCAAAUAAUGAUAAAAACCUUCGAAGUUCCUUGUUCACCAAGGAUGGUCAUCCGCUUCAAAUGACGAAAUUCUUCACGUUUUGGCAAAAUUUUAUUUAUGAUCAAAAGUUUCUCCGAGUCUCAAGUCAAUACAGUGGACAAGAAAGAAUGGUUGUGCCACUUGCCCUGGCAAACCCUCACACCAAAGAGAUGGUAGUUCUUCUACACAACUAUGGCAGUAAAUGGCAGAAUGUUAAACUUGACUUCCCCAGCAGCUGGAUCAACCCUUCUACAGGUGAUGAAACAUGUAUUCUGUUCGAACAUGGUAAUCCAGCUGUUCAUCCCAAUAAGCAUUUCAACAUGUCUAAGCCUUAUGGCACUGUUGGUCUCCCUGGGUCAUCCACCUGCUUCUACAAGUUUAAAACCAACUACAACUUUCCCAGAAUACGCACAAACAACCAGAACACAUACUAUGGCAAGGACAUGAUCAUCCCCAUCAGCAACGGACAUGCGCAGACCACCAUCCAUCUCCCCAGCUCUGGAUACCAUACCUCACAUCUUAGAGUAGGUGUUAGCCGAGACAAGAACGCCAAUACAAAGCCCCACAAAGUUGUGUUCAAUGGCCAGACGCUAUCUUCAAGCUACAUGUUGUUUGAUGCUAUGAAGGUUGAGGGGACAACAAAAUGGAACGUGUGGGAAUACAUGGUCCCUGCAUCACAGGUCAAAACAACAAACACCAUCAGCAUGACCUUUGAUGGAAAUGGUGGCCACGUGACAUCGGUUGCACUCGUUGUUGGAAAACUUCAGUAGAUAAAAUUCUCUUUAAGAAUA
Molecule: messenger RNA, 1887 nt
Organism: Haliotis rufescens (red abalone)
Lineage: Eukaryota; Metazoa; Mollusca; Gastropoda; Lepetellida; Haliotidae
Product: beta-porphyranase A-like
Exons: 3
Coding region: 40-1866 (608 amino acids)
Source: RefSeq, a predicted model, not a curated record